This is a messenger RNA of Peromyscus eremicus (cactus mouse), 1458 nucleotides long. It is a transcript of the gene Gprc5b, whose product is annotated as G protein-coupled receptor class C group 5 member B. Bases 205 to 1413 code for a protein of 402 amino acids. The record is from RefSeq and is a predicted model, not a curated record. The transcript is spliced from 4 exons. Gene Ontology annotation, molecular function: protein kinase binding; protein kinase activator activity; G protein-coupled receptor activity. Lineage: Eukaryota; Metazoa; Chordata; Mammalia; Rodentia; Cricetidae. Gene Ontology annotation, cellular component: extracellular exosome; intracellular membrane-bounded organelle; plasma membrane. Gene Ontology annotation, biological process: G protein-coupled receptor signaling pathway.
AGCCCAGUUUGGGUCUGGAGUGAGUGGUCAGUAAAUAUUCCCCAUUAGCCUUUGCGGAUUAAAGGAGAAGAUAAGGGCUGUCGGAGCACCUGGCCGGUGGCUAUCCCUUUAAAACGUCUCUCGUUCCCUUACUUCGGAAGAGACCAGAUUUACAGACUACAACGGGGUAGAGAGAGAAGAACGUCCCUGGUGUCAGAGAGAAAGAUGAGAACCCAUCAAGUGUUCCCCUUGCCCCUGCUCCUGGUGAUUGCCUCGGUCGCUUCGGAGAACGCCAGCACGUCCCGGGGCUGUGGGCUGGACCUUCUUCCUCAGUACGUGUCCCUGUGCGACCUGGACGCCAUCUGGGGCAUCGUGGUGGAGGCAGUGGCCGGGGCGGGGGCCCUGAUCACACUGCUCCUGAUGCUCAUCCUCCUGGUGAGACUGCCCUUCAUCAAGGACAAAGAAAAGAGGAGGCCCGUGUGCCUCCACUUCCUCUUCCUGCUGGGGACCCUGGGCCUCUUUGGGCUGACGUUCGCCUUCAUCAUCCGGAUGGACGAGACAAUCUGCUCCAUCCGCCGCUUCCUCUGGGGUGUCCUCUUCGCGCUCUGCUUUUCCUGUCUGCUGAGCCAGGCAUGGCGGGUGCGGAGGCUGGUGUGCCAGGGCACAAGCCCAGCCGGCUGGCAGCUGGUGAGCCUGGCGCUGUGCCUGAUGCUAGUGCAGGUCAUCAUUGCCACCGAGUGGCUGGUGCUGACCGUGCUGCGUGACACGAAGCCAGCCUGCGCCUAUGAGCCCAUGGAUUUUGUGAUGGCGCUCAUCUAUGACAUGGUGCUGCUGGUCAUCACCCUGGCGCAGUCCCUCUUCACGCUGUGUGGCAAGUUCAGUCGGUGGAAGGUGAACGGGGCCUUCAUCCUCAUCACUGCCUUCCUCUCGGUGUUCAUCUGGGUGGUUUGGAUGACCAUGUACCUCUUCGGCAACUCGAGCAUGAAGCAGGGAGAUGCCUGGAGCGACCCCACCUUGGCCAUUACGCUGGCAGCCAGUGGCUGGGUUUUCGUCAUCUUCUACGCCAUUCCCGAGAUCCACUGCACCCUUCUCCCGCCCCUGCAGGAGAACCCACCCAACUACUUCGACACUUCACAGCCCAGGAUGCGGGAGACGGCAUUUGAGGAGGACAUGCACCUGCCUCGGGCCUACAUGGAGAACAAGGCCUUCUCAAUGGACGAACACAAUGCAGCUCGAUCAGCAGCAGGCUUUUCCAACGGAAGCUUGGGGAAAAGAUCCGGUGGCAGCCUGGGAAAGAAACCCAGCGGCCUGGGAAGCCGGCCCAGCGCACCGUUCAGAAGCAAUGUGUAUCAGCCGACCGAGAUGGCUGUCGUACUCAAUGGCGGGACUAUCCCAACUGCUCCGCCAUCUCACACAGGAAGACACCACUGGUGAAAGACCUUAAGUUCCAGAGAAUAAGAAUCUCUCUUACCGAUUUUA